GUUUCUUUUCUCUGUUCUCUUAUCAUUUUUAUUUUUCUCUAAAGAUUCAAUAUAUUUUUCCUCCUUUAUAUGCUUAUCAAACUUGCAGAACUGAGAAACUUGUUGUUUAGAUGGGAAUUAAUAUCACUCAACGGAUAGAGAAGUUGCCUCAUUCCUACAAGAUGCACUCUUCUAUGUGUUUAGAGUUGAAGAGUUUAGUUGAUAGGGUCAUGAGAAUCUUUCCUGAUAUAGAAAAUGCUAGACCUGGAUCCUCCACAGGGAUACAUACUCUAUGUUUGAUCAACAAAGCUUUGGAGAAAGCUAAGCUGCUUCUUCAAUACUGCAGUGAAUCCAGCAAACUCUACAUGGCAGUAACAGGAGAUGCUAUACUCUCAAGAGGUUGUAGAGCCAAAAAUUUAUUAGAGCAAAGUUUAAGUGAUAUCAGAAGCAUGGUACCAACUGUUUUGGCUACUAAGAUAACUCAGGUAGUCCAAGAUCUUAGGUCAACUGUGUUGGCUCUAGAAUCAUCUGAAGAAGAAGCUGGAAAAGCUGUUAGAGAACUGAUGAAGCGGAGCACAUCUUCUUCCUCUGUUUCUUCUGAUGAGAUCAAAGAUUUCCAUUACGCAGCACUGAAGCUCCAGCUUUCAACACCUGAAGCCGUUGUGAUUGAGAGAAGAUCACUGAAGUCACUGCUCUCAAAACUAAGCGAGUGUGAGGUGAACAAGAGACAGAUCUUGAAGUACCUUCUCUGUCUACUUAAAAAGCAUGAGAAGAUCAUCUUGAGAGAUCAUAAAGAGAACUCCUUCACACAGCUUCAGUCCAUCAAUGAUUCUGUGUGUGCUAGUGUUGCAGAAGCAGGGUGUUCUGAGGAACGCAAUGCUACACUUCCUGAGCAGUUCAAAUGUCCUCUUUCUCUUACCGUCAUGUAUGAUCCUGUUAUCAUCUCCUCAGGCCACACCUUUGAGAGGAUGUGGAUUCACAAAUGGUUUGAUGAAGGUAAUGAGUCUUGUCCUAAAUCAAGAAGGACACUAGAUGACUUCACAAUGAAGCCUAACCUAGCCAUGAAGGAGCAGAUAUCAAAGUGGUGUUCCAAACACGGUCUUGAUGUUCAAGAUCCAACAACAAAGCACACAAAGUCUUCACACAAUCUUGACUUCUCCAUAUCUAGUUUUGGAAGUUCUUUGUGCAACAUCCCAGACCUCAGCUGCUUCACGAGUAGGGACUUCAGCUCUAGCUUUUCCACUGAUUCACCAUCUUACUCUCAGAUGGCAAAGGGUGGUUACUUCAUGCCAAUGCAGACGAUAGCUUCUGAAUCAGGAACUGAAGUCACAGAUUCUAGUCAAAGCGAGGUGGAGAUAGAGCCUUUAUUUGAACUCGCUAAGCUUCCAUGGGAGGCUCAGGUCAAGACCAUUCAAGAUGUAAGGAAACGUUUUGAGCACAACUCUAGAGCUUUUCAGUCUAUGUCACCGAGUAAGUUUCUUGAGCCACUUAUCACAUUUUUGAAGAAUGCUGCUGGCACCAAUGCAGACACAAUAAAGAGUGGGUUGGAUUUGUUGUUGACUUUCCUUAAUGGAAACAGAAGGGCUAUAGAGGCUUUGGAAGAAGAUGUUUUUGAAACAUUGUCUCUCUUUUUAGGGUUUGAGUUAUUAGUAGUUGAAGGAGCUCUGAAUGUACUUGAGGUUCUCUCUAACCAGCCGCACAGUCUCUCCAAGAUAAUUUCAUCAGGCUCCCUCUCUUCUCUUGUGAAGAUGGCUGAGUCUGGAGCAGAACAUCUCCAAGAACAAGCUAUGAUCACACUCAAGAACCUGUCCUCAAGCAGUGAGAUUUGUUUGGAAAUGGUGUCUCUAGGUUUCGUCAAGAAACUCACGCCUUUCUUGCAACAAAGCUUCUUCAGCAAACACUCUAUCAUCUUUCUGAGGAACCUCUGCAACACUGAGAAAGGUCGUGUUUGUGUAACCGAGACACCAGGCUGUUUAGCUUCAAUAGCUGAGUUACUAGACUCAAAUGUUCCAGAGGAGCAAGAGAAUGCAAUCUCCAUCCUGUUACAGCUUUGUGUGGAGAAGAUAGAGUAUUGCAACCUUGUUGUGAGGGAAGGAGUUGAUAUUUAUCCAUCUCUUUUCUUGAUAUCAAAUAAUGGAACAGAGGAAGCGAAGGUUGGUGCAUCUGAAUUGCUUAGAGCUCUUGAAGAAGUAGAUUUCAACAGAGAACAAGAAGAAGAAGAAGCAACUGCUACAGCUACUUCACAGGUUGUUACUCCAGUUAUGCAUCAGGAUCCUGUAAUAACAACACCAUCUCCAAAGAAGUCUGGUCUAUUUGGACUCAGUUUCUCAAUUCUCAAGAAGAAGAAAAGAUAGAUAAAUGCAUAAAGCUUAGUUAGGCUGUUUGUUUUAACUUAGUCUUCGGAAAGUUAUGUGUUUGUUGAUUUAGGUUUGUAUGUGUUGAUACUAAUCCAAAGAGCCUCCUCCAUUGAUGCAAGAAAUGUAGUUGUAAUUUGAUAGGGAACGUAUUAUGAGGAAUAUAGUAUGCAAUUUGUAAAUCAUUAACUCAUAAAAAUGGUCAUUUCUUUUAAGUAAACUUUGUCAUGUUUGCAACAUCUGCAGAGAUGGUUAUG
Molecule: messenger RNA, 2590 nt
Organism: Eruca vesicaria subsp. sativa (arugula)
Lineage: Eukaryota; Viridiplantae; Streptophyta; Magnoliopsida; Brassicales; Brassicaceae
Source: the annotation of a GenBank genome assembly